CCGUUCUUCGGAGCGAUGGGCUGCAUGUCCGCCAUCGUCUUCACCUGCUUCGGAGCAGCCUACGGCACGGCGAAGGCUGGCGUUGGUAUCUCUGCAAUGGGUGUCCUCAGGCCUGACCUGAUUGUCAAGAACAUCAUUCCAGUCAUUAUGGCUGGUAUCAUUGCCAUCUACGGCCUUGUCGUUUCCGUGUUGAUCUCCAACAACCUCGCCCAAGAAACAACACUCUUCGCCAACUUCAUCCAGCUUGGCGCUGGUCUAUCUGUCGGUCUGGCUGGUCUCGCUGCCGGCUUUGCCAUUGGUAUUGUCGGUGAUGCCGGUGUACGUGGUACCGCCCAGCAACCACGACUAUUCGUCGGCAUGAUUCUCAUUCUCAUUUUCGCCGAAGUGUUGGGUCUGUACGGUCUCAUCGUCGCCCUGCUCAUGAACUCCAGAGCAGGCGAUGCCAAGUGCUAGAUCAGCGCGGAAUUGGUGGGGAGUGUGCGCAGACAAUACCAAGUGAACGCCAACGCGCAGAUAGUCACGAUGAUGGGGUUGGGUGGUUGAGGAGACGGGAAUGGUCAGUGGAGGAGACAGCGUCGAACGCUCGGUUCAGGCUGUCAUAUGUGCGCUUUGAGGAGCGCCGUCAGAGCUACAUGUAGUUGUACAUUUCAGCCGGCGUUUUAGCGGUCUAGUAGAUAUGCUCUGGAUAUGCCAUGUGCAUUGCACGUCUGGCGCAUGUUCCGUCACAGCUGCUUAAGCUCCAGCCGCACG
Messenger RNA from Baudoinia panamericana UAMH 10762, 750 nucleotides. RefSeq lists its product as uncharacterized. The coding region runs from base 25 to 453 and encodes 142 amino acids. The record is from RefSeq and is a predicted model, not a curated record. The transcript is spliced from 3 exons. Gene Ontology annotation, molecular function: proton-transporting ATPase activity, rotational mechanism. NCBI's taxonomy places the organism in Eukaryota, Fungi, Ascomycota, Dothideomycetes, Mycosphaerellales, Teratosphaeriaceae. Gene Ontology annotation, biological process: proton transmembrane transport. Gene Ontology annotation, cellular component: proton-transporting V-type ATPase, V0 domain.